AUGUUUUCAUUAGGAAGUACUUUGUCGUUUCUCGACAACCCAAACAUCCCAUGGAAGUCAAUUAUCAUUGCCCUCUCUGUGGGACAAUUUGCGUUUGAAAAAUAUCUUGACUAUCGUCAAUACCAAGUCUUAAAACGUACAUCUCCUCCAAAGACCUUGAAGAAGGAAGUCAGCCAGGAAACUUUUGACAAGUCUCAAGAUUACUCGCGUGCCAAGGCCAAGUUUGGUUUCUUCUCCGAUACCAUCUCUUUGGUUCAAAACUUUGUCUUUAUCAAGUAUGAUUUAUUGCCAAAGUUUUGGAACUUUAGUGGCUCCUUGAUGUCUAAGGCCUUGCCAUAUUUGCCAAAGUUUAUGGGUGGAGUCAUCACUCAAUCCUUGUUUUUCAUCUUUGUUUUCCAAGUUGUUUCUACUGUCUUAUCCAUGCCAUUGCUGUACUACUCCACUUUUGUUUUAGAAGAAAAAUAUGGCUUCAACAAGCUGACUGUUGGUCUUUGGCUUAGUGACACUGUAAAGGGAUUUGGUCUUCUUGUUGUUCUUGGUUUCCCUGCAAUUGCUGGUUUCUUGAAGAUCAUUGAUCAUUUCGGUGAUUCCUUCAUUUUAUACACUUGUGGAUUUGUCUUGGUAGUUCAAUUGGCAGCAAUGACCAUUUUCCCAACUUUAAUUCAACCUCUUUUCAACAAGUUUACUCCUUUGAAAGAAGGUGAAUUGAAGACUGCUAUUGAAAAAUUGGCCGUUGAACAAGAAUUCCCAUUGACUAAAUUAUUUGUCAUUGAUGGAUCUAAGAGAUCAUCGCAUUCCAAUGCAUACUUCACUGGAUUGCCUUGGAGUAAGCAAAUUGUUCUCUUUGACACUUUGAUCGAUCAUUCCUCCGUUGCUGAAACCGUUGCUGUCUUGGCUCAUGAAAUUGGUCACUGGAAAUUGCUGCACUUGCCUCGUGUUUUACUCUUUGCUCAAGCUCAUAUGUUUGCUGUUUUCACCAUGUUCUCAGCCUUCUUGACCAACAAAUCUUUGUACAACUCCUUUGGCUUUUACUCUGUUCAACCAGCCAUGAUUGGGUUCUUGUUGUUCAAUGAUCUCUUCCAACCAUUCGAAUGUGUUUCUCAAUUCGCCAUGAACUUAUUAUCUAGAAAGCAUGAAUUUGAAGCUGAUGCCUACGCCAAGAAGUGUGGAUAUUCAGAAGAUUUGGCUCGUUCUUUAAUCAAGCUUUUAAGUAAAAACUUGUCUACCAUGGAUGCCGAUUGGUUAUACUCAUCUUACCACCAUUCUCACCCUAUUUUAGCUGAAAGAUUAGGUGCAAUUGGUUACAUUUCUAAGGAGAAGAUCUCCAAGGAGGAAAAAUUGGAAAAGGAAGAUUAG
[Candida] anglica is the source of this 1356-nucleotide messenger RNA. NCBI's taxonomy places the organism in Eukaryota, Fungi, Ascomycota, Pichiomycetes, Serinales, Debaryomycetaceae. The record is from the annotation of a GenBank genome assembly.